Molecule: messenger RNA, 725 nt
Organism: Melanaphis sacchari
Lineage: Eukaryota; Metazoa; Arthropoda; Insecta; Hemiptera; Aphididae
Exons: 4
Coding region: 21-650 (209 amino acids)
Source: RefSeq, a predicted model, not a curated record
AAUAUUUAAAAAUAACAGAUAUGAUGAAAAAAAAGAAAGCAGAUGAUAAAUCAGAUAUUGGUAUUGCACAAAAUGACAUUUUAGUUAAUACUGAUAUACAAAUUAAAGGACAACAUGAAACAAGUGAAACAAAACAGAAAGUAGGUGUAAAUCAUGAUGAAGAAAUUCACAUACAUAUUCUAAAAACUGAAAGUGUUACUGAAAAUUCUGAAUUAGGAAACUUAUUUACAAAUCCACAAGAAAAAUUGUUCAAACUUCCUCAAAAUGCUAAUCUGGUACAAAAAUUGAAUUUCAUUAAACAGCAUCCUAUUCAACCAACCUAUUUCUCUAACAUUAAAUUAGACAUACAUAAACUGUAUUUUAGAAACACUUUAGAAGGAAAAGAAAUUGCAAGAAAUUGGUUAUCUGUGUUAUGUAAUGAUCAUGAACUCAAAUCUUUCUUCUGUCCUAUUUGUAUAGCGUUUAGUUCUUUGAUAAGUCCAUUUACAUCGGGACAAACAAAUUUUAAACAUAUUCAUGAAUAUAUUAAAAAACAUGAAGAUAGUAUAACACACAAACAUUCUGUGGAAAGUUAUAUUAGUGCUUCCAAUGAUAAAUCUAUCGAAUUUGGUAUUAAUUCUAAUUUAAUAAAUUUAAAAAAAACAAAUUGAAGAAAAUAUCCAUGUUAUUAAACAAGUUAUUGAAAUCAUUAAAUUGCUUGGACGACAGAAUUUAUCAUUUAGAGG